CUCUCUCCUUUGCAUUUCUGCCCACCCCAUUUGUCCUUCAGAGCCAUUGUAUUCGGGGUAGCCUGCGAGGAACACAACGAAGUGAUUCUCGGCAGGUAGGUAGAAAAUGAAAAAGAGCGAGUCUCUUAGUCUCGAUGAGAGUGACAACGAACACGUGGUCGAGUGAUCGAUAUAUAUUUUAACUGCCGGUAGUGGUGCGCAGCAUAAAGAAAUAAGAGCAUAAGCGUAGUCUGUUCGCGAGUAAAUAAGAUCUUUGUCCUUUAGUCGGUCGAUAGUUGUCUCUAGAGUCAAUACCGUCGAAUAAGCAACGAUACGGUCAUAAUUUGGACCGUAGUUCGGAAAGAAUUCCUCGCGAGGAAGCCCACCCGUUAGGACAUGGGAGAUCGCUGUAUCCGUGCAAAUCAUCACAUUGCAGAUCUUAGGAAUGCGGAAGCGGAUGGCGAAGGGAGGUGAUGGUCCGCGCUUGAGGUGGUUGGUCUUUUUGAUCGCAGUAGUAGCGGUGGUGGUGCGAGUCGCGGGUGGACCUUCGGACAGACUGUUGUCGAUCGCAAACGCGUCGUCGUUGUCGUCGUCGUCGUCGUCGUCGUCGUCGUCGUCGUCGUCGUCGUUGGCUUUACAACAGAUAGAAUGUCCCAAUGGGUGCGAGUGCACGACCAUUACCACCAACAACAACGGUGGCAGUCUGGUAUGCGUGGGGCGCAGUUUCCCCCACGAUUUCACCUUGCCGCAGAAUAUUACGAGCGCGUUUCUAAGAAAUGUCCAGGUGAAUGCGACCGUCCUGAAGAAAUUCGACAGGCUGCGAAGUCUGACGUGGUCGUCAAGCGGCGUCAAGAGACUGGAAUCCGACGUAUUCAGCGCCACCGUAAAUCUCGAGCGACUCGAUCUAGGUGAUAAUCGGUUGGCCGACCUGCCGUCGGACGUCUUCCAUCCAUUGCAUCAACUCCAGUACCUGAACCUCACCGGGAAUCAGCUGGGCGCGCUGCCGCAGCAGCUGUUCCAGAAUCUGGAUCGUCUCCAGGAAAUCCGUCUGGCGGCGAAUCUACUUUACGUACUGCCCUAUCAGGCGUUCGCCUCCGCCAGGGAGCUCGUGUUGCUCGAUCUCAGCGGUAACCGGUUGGUCUCGCUGCCGGACCACAGCUUUCAGCCGAAUCAACAGCUGCGAGAGCUACGACUGGCCGGGAAUCGGCUAAAAAAGCCGCCCUCGCGAUUAUUCUCCGGGUUGACGCAAUUAAAAGUACUCGAUCUCGCUGACAACGAGAUCGACGCGUUACCGCGUCGCCUUUUCAACGAUCUUACGGCCUUGGAGUAUCUCGAUCUCGGGGGUAAUCCAAUCGCGCGUUUCGCAGACACCGCGUUUCAAGGCCUCGCCAAUCUACGAUGGCUCGAUCUAAGUCGUUUGCCGAUCUCGUUGUUGCCCGGUGAUAUCUGGCGACCUGUUAGCAGGCUAAGAACUCUUCUGCUAUCCGGGACCAAAUUGGAAAACCUCCGGAACAAUAAUCUGGCUGGCCUGGCUGAACUAGAGACACUGGAGAUUACAGACAGCCCACUGCGAGAGAUCGGCCAGUUGACUCUGAACGAGACACCGUCCUUACGUAGAAUCGACCUACGUAACAAUGACUUGGCCUUCCUGCCGGCAAAUGUGGCGCAUCUACCGCUCUUGAAUGAACUACAAUUGGAAGGCAAUCCGUGGGCCUGUGAUUGCCGCAUGUUUUGGUUCGUCAAGUGGACAGAGAGCAGGGCGCAUCUGCGCGCAGCUUUUCAGAGCGGACUUAGAUGCGGUCACAAGCAGGUAAACAGCACCACGACUGAUAAUACUAUGCUACAAACAUUGAGCUACCUCAAAUGCAGUCCGCCGAUCCUGUUGCGAGUUACCAAAACUCAGCAGUAUCUUCUUCUGAGUUCGGUGUUGCUGGAAUGUGAAUUCAGCGGGAAUCCUGCACCCUCCUUGACUUGGGUAACUCCGAGCGGCCUGGUGCUCCAUUGGAUGUCAGAUCCAGGAUUCCCCGACGUGUUCGUCGAGCAUCCAAAAGUGCACAGCUGGUUGUCGAAUCGGCCGGUCGUCGAUGACAACCGCAUUCGCGUUCUGGAGAACGGUUCCCUUUACAUCGCGACGUUGCUACGGCAGGAUGUGGGCAAAUACAAGUGUACGGCGUUCAACCCGAUCGCCAACGAGACCGUCUACGUGACUUUGCACAUGGAUCCGAUAACCUUACACAAUAUCAAGAUCUUCAGCAUCCUUGUCGGCGCGAUCAGCACUGCGGCGUUUCUUCUGCUGACAUUGAUGAUACAACUGUUGCGGUACUUAUUCUUGAGACGCGUGGGCGCUACUCCGCGGGCCAAGCAAAUCUACCAGAUGCUUGACAACAUCGAACAGUAUAAGAGCCAGCAGCUCGAAAGACUGAGGGAGAACUACACGCAACAGGUGCACAGAAUUAAAGACAACUGCGUUCAGCAAGUGGAAUGGAUCCGCGACAGCUACGAAGGUCAAAUGCGGCAUAUACGAGAUAUACGGGACUACGGUACCAGCCAUCUGACUGCCCUGAGAGAUCAGUACUACGAUCAGGUGAAAAGAGUACGAGACUACUCCACGAGCCAGUUGAAUUGGGUACGCGAGAAUUAUGUCUUCCAACGAAACAAGAUUCGCAAGUUCAGCGCCCAUCAAGUAUUGCGGUUGCGCGAGAGUUACAAGUACCAGCAGCAGACGCUAGCGAAAGUGCUGGAGAACUUGCCGAAUUUAUACUUUGACAAUUGUCGGAGCGGCUCGUGCGGCAAAAGUGACUCCAUGAUAUUCGAUCCUACCAAGGAUGACCUCAACGGCAUGGACACCUACUUCAAGGCGAAGAUCGAUGAUUUGGCGGCAGGACCGAGUUUGGAGGAUGUCAAUAGUGAAUACUACACGCCGACUGAAUUAUCAUCAACCAGUCCGCACACAAUAGAAGGCAUUCAUAUCAAUUACAUCGAAGAGAAUGGUCCACCGCUACCACCUCUGGGACCUCCUACAGUGUUACCCGCUUCGACAGUGCUGCAGUGUAUCAAUGAAUAUGGUAGCACGUUGUCCGUAUAUAAGAACUACGAGAACAACAAACCAAUAUUCAAAGGACCGAACGGUACGGAGGUCUUGGCGAAGGAAUUCCGUAAAGAAACUCCAGAAGCCCUGGGACUUUUAGCACCUAGCAAUAGUCUACCUGAUCUUCCACGCGAGACUAAACUUUAGCCGGCAGAAAUUAAAGCGCGUUAAAGUGGCCAAGAAUGGAUUCCUGCUAUCGUUUAAGUUAACAAAAAGUUAAAUAAAGAUAAAGAGAUUCUCAGAUAAUCGACAAGAAAUGGUGUGUAACGGAAAAGUCAACGCUAUCCUGCAUCCGAUUAAUGAAGAUCGCGAGAAGAUCACUUCUUCCGCUUUUAAUUGUACGACUGAAUCGAGGAGAAUGUCCUGGAAGACAGUUCGAGAAGAAUUCGUGUUAGUGCCAAGAAACGGAAGAUCCUCCCUCUGCCGAGAUCGAUGACUGUCGAUCGUAAGAAAAAGUGUGUGCAUGUGUGCUAAUCUAGGAGAACAAAAAAAAAAAAUUGCGGACAGUUUCCAAGGACUCUCCUUAUGAUAUGAUUGACCUUGCAAACUGUCCGUCGCAUCAAGCAACGUGCUUUUUCAUCAGUGUCAUCGUUUUUAGAUGACUGUCAUCAUCCCAGAGGAUAAAGAUUUAAAAAAAAAAAAGAAGAGAAAGAUGCGAAUUACAUUUUGCAUCUGCAUUAAUUCGGCUGUUAAAUUAAUUUCCUCUUGCAGAUGCAACAAGGGGAAAAAGUAACUUCGCCUAGUGUCAAUUCUACAAAUCUUAAGGUUGCGAUUUCCAAGGAAUCGUCUUCAAUCCUUCUGUAAAUAGACAUGCGUGAAAGUUUCCUGUAUCAGUGCCCAUGAUAAAAAGUCGGAUUAUCUUCGGAUUAUCUUCUCAUUGCAAAAGACUGAGGUGGCGAGAUCAACUCGCCCGUUAUCGUUUGUUUUAAUUGCUUUCUUCUUCUACGUCUCGACUUUCUCACGAAUAAAAUGCGAAAAACAUCAUCCGAUUACUCGCGUUCUUUCCUUUCUUCUUUUCUCUUUUCUUUUGGCUUGUGUUUAGCAUAGUAGCUCAUAAACUCCGAGACAUAGAAGUAUAUACUCAUUGGAAAAAAAAAACAAGGAAACAUACCAGAAAGUAACAAACGUAUGUACUUAAUUUUUUAAUCAUUAUAGCAACAUAUCUCUAACCGCUCGGGCUUAUUGUUUGCAAAGAGAAUGAAAGAAAAAAGGGAAAUUAUAAUAAUAUAAAAUUAUAUUGGCUGUUAAAUCUUUGAACUGAAACCGUUUCAGAGAAAGGAAUUGUAUGUACGAUUUCAAUUGCAAUGAAACUGGUCUUAUACAAGUUUUGCAAAAUGCACCUCUUUGUUGAAUAAAUCCUGACGAAUCGUCGCA
This is a messenger RNA of Pogonomyrmex barbatus (red harvester ant), 4441 nucleotides long. RefSeq lists its product as uncharacterized. Gene Ontology annotation, molecular function: protein binding. The record is from RefSeq and is a predicted model, not a curated record. NCBI's taxonomy places the organism in Eukaryota, Metazoa, Arthropoda, Insecta, Hymenoptera, Formicidae.